Phytophthora sojae is the source of this 1122-nucleotide messenger RNA. RefSeq lists its product as hypothetical. Lineage: Eukaryota; Oomycota; Peronosporomycetes; Peronosporales; Peronosporaceae. The record is from RefSeq and is a predicted model, not a curated record. Bases 1 to 1122 code for a protein of 373 amino acids. The transcript has 6 exons.
AUGAAUGAAAGCCUAGCUGCUCGCCAGGAAGCUCUGCAGCGACAGAACCAGGAGCUGAACCAACAGGUGGAAGCCAUCGAGCAGCGUCGACAGCAGCACUUGGCUCCUGCUAGCAGACCCUCGUCGUCCUCGUCCACGACGUCGCUACGUGGAACUCGAGCCGCGUCGCCGCAGAUUGAGUCGCCCAUAAGGAAAUCCAAGUCGGUACAUCAGGACGAAAGCCAUGAUCAGCACAGCGAUUCAAAGUCGGGUCUGGAGAUCCAUUUGAGCGCAUCCAUCGACUCCUUGAGCUCUCAGGACCUGAAAGAGGCGCGCCGCCAACUCACCAAGAGCGAGGGCAAGGAGAAGGUGGUGGCGAGCUCGAGGAGUAAUUCCGCCAAACGAUCUCAGCGCCAGAAGAAGCAAACAGGGAGCGAAACUCCGCCUCAAGAUGCGCCUCGCAGCAAGAAGAAAAGCUCAAUUGGUGGUGACAGCCCCGACAACGCUGACCCCAUUCGAGGCCACGAUCCGGAAGGUCUGGGCCUCGAGGCUACCGUUCGGUACCAAAAAGCGCGUCUGCGUGUAUUGCAGGACGAAGCCGAUGCAGCCGUGGCCCAAACGGAGCAAUUGCAAGCAGCUCGAAGCGGCUUGAAGUCCGCGAUAGAAACCCUUAAGACGGAGAAUGUGACACUCACCAAGAAGAUGCAGCAGAUACAGAUGCUGCUUGAAAAGCAGCGAGAGCUCUCUGUUGCCCAGGAGGCUAAGCAGAGGAUUCUGGAGGGACAACUCGCAGCGGCUCAAGCGCGAGUCGAAGAGACUCAACGCGCUGAAAAGUUCGCGUCGCAGCAGAUUCGCUCGAAAGACAUCCGUCUCAAUCGCGCGCUGGAGGAGAUUGAGAAGGUGAAGGCGCAGCUUCAGGACGAAAAGAAGAACCAUGGCGAGCAGAUGGUCACCAAAGCUGAGUACGAUCAGGUUGUACGGGACAACAAAAAGCUCGACAAGCAAAAGGGCGAACUACUGGCCGCUUUCAAGAAACAGAUGAAGCUCAUCGACCUACUCAAACGCCAGCGAAUUCACAUGGAGACCGCCAAAAUGCUUUCAUUUACAGAGGCGGAGUUCAGCAAGACACUGGAGCUGGGCUAA